AUGGAGACCAUUUUGGAAAUUCUCGAAGCUCAGAGGCCGCCUGCCUCUAUUGCUGCCAAUGUCACCCAUGUUGAUGGGGUGAUCAAUCCUACUGUUGUUGCUGGCACUACCGUCAAAACUCCGAUGGAGACUGUGGCUUGCUGUUGCCUACCCGUGGGGGAUGCCCCCACAAUUUGCUGCUCAUCUCACCAAUUGGGGGCUUUCUUCCCUCACCCGGCUCUCUCUGCUCCUACUGCUGCUGGAAACAUUGGUUUCCCGUGGGGUGUCCCCACUUUCCAAACUCCUCUGGUCGAUGCUGCUAAUCCAGAGGCCAACCAAGGUCAGGUUCCCGACGACACCCCUGACACUAAGGAUGACUACCGAGGCCCGCGCCUCCAUUUUCAGAUCCCCGCUCAGACUGCUCAAGCUGCGAGCGCAAGUCAAUUCCCGACCGCUCCAUUUGGUUAUCCUGGGGUAACCUCCAUGCCCAUGCUGACGUACGCACCUACCAAUCCUGCACUCCAGCAUGUGGAGACAAGGGAACCUCAGGCUCCCAAUGCUCAGACAGGAGGACAAUAUCCUCAAACGGCUCAUGCUGCCCAAACUGUGCCGCCGGGUUUCUCUUACCCGCCUCAAAUGUGGUUUACCCCAAAUAUGCCCACGCAGAUUGCUCCAGAAACUUCCCGACCGGCCAGUCAGGUCGCUCCUCCCACUGCUGAUCCGGCUAAACCUGCGGAUUAUCAACUCUUGGAUGACAGAAUAAGGGCCAUCGAGGGUUUCUCCGUCUUUGGCAUAAACGCUCGAGAUCUCUGCUUGGUCCCGAAUGUGGUACUCCCGCAGAAAUUCAAGGAUAGUCUGUCUGGGGCUUCCCUGGAUUGGUACAUGGGUUUGGAGCGCACAAAGAUCCGGUCAUGGAGGGAUCUAUCUGAGGCAUUCUUGAAACAAUAUAAGUACAACCUUGACAUGGCUCCGACAAGGAUUCAAUUACAGAAUCCAUCACAAAGGUCUAAUGAAACCUUCAAGGAGUAUGCUCAACGUUGGUACGAAAUGGCGUCUAGGGUCCGACCAACACUAUCUGACAACGAAUUGGUAGAUAUCUUCAUAGGUACACUGCAAGGGUUGUAUUAUGAGAAGAUGAUCGACAUUUUUUCAACAAACUUUGCUAAUAUGGUAAACAUUGAGGAGCGUGUAGAGAAUGGGCUGAAAUCGGGGAAAAUCACAGACACGACCGCACCACAGACAAUAAACAAGAGGCCGCAUGGGGGCUUCACAAAGAAGAAUGAGGGGGAAGCCAACGCUGUGACGGCGAGUGCUCACCCCCGAUAUCAAUUUCCGAUGACCCCUAUGUUGUAUUAUCCGUAUCCAUACGUCACCGCAGCUCAACAUCAACAACCUCCAUUCCAGUACCAACCGCAGAAAGGUAAUCAACAACCAACACCCGCUCAGAAAAACCCAAACCAACAAUAUAAUCGUGACAACAAAGGACAAAAUCAUGGUCAGAACAAUAGAGGAAAUUUUGGUAAUCGUCCCCAAUUUGAUAAGAUCCCAGUACCAUAUGCAGAAUUGGUGCCGUAUUUGAUCCACGUGGGGGCUAUCGUACCAAGAGAUCUCCCAACAACCUCUCCUCCCUUUAAUCGUAGUCACAAUCCUAAUGCCACAUGCGCUUUCCAUGCAGGGCAUAUAGGACAUUCCACCGAGGACUGUUGGGCUCUCAAAAAGAGGAUCCAAGAGUUAAUUGAUCAAGAGAUCCUGUCUUUCUCCAAGGAAAAAACCAACAUGAAGACUAACCCCUUGCCAAAUCACGGUGGCGCAACAAUCAACAUUAUGAUCGAAGAAGAAAAUGCCGAAUUUAUACUAAGGGCUGAAGAAGUAAAGACUCUGAUGUCUGUUGUAUUACAGAGGCUUGAACAAUUUGGGUUGUUAGAAGGUGUACAUGAUGAUUACGCAGUAUGCGAGUUUGAUCCGGAUAAUUGCGACAAACUGAGGGGUUGUGUGCAAGAACUAAUGGAUCAAGGUUUAGUACAGUUCUCCAAGUCUAGAGCAGCAGAAGAGGUGGCCGUAAUUGAACCAAUAACAAUUGUGUACAGAAAGAAGAAGGUUGAAGCUCCUCCCAAGAGGAUUCAACCGAUUCAUUUCCGUGUUCCCACUCCAUUCCCGUAUUAG
This is a messenger RNA of Lathyrus oleraceus (garden pea), 2142 nucleotides long. RefSeq lists its product as uncharacterized. The transcript is spliced from 3 exons. NCBI's taxonomy places the organism in Eukaryota, Viridiplantae, Streptophyta, Magnoliopsida, Fabales, Fabaceae. The coding region runs from base 1 to 2142 and encodes 713 amino acids. The record is from RefSeq and is a predicted model, not a curated record.